Molecule: messenger RNA, 2004 nt
Organism: Penicillium brasilianum
Lineage: Eukaryota; Fungi; Ascomycota; Eurotiomycetes; Eurotiales; Aspergillaceae
Source: the annotation of a GenBank genome assembly
AUGCAUUUCAAGGCGACCCUGUUGGCCCCGGUCGCGUUGGCGGCGGCUGUUGUGGCCAGCAAGAAUGCACGAGAUGUCGAGUCAUGUGCACAGAUCUCCAAAUUGGUGGCAGAUGCCAAUGAUCAUCAGAUCAGCGCUAAAGUGCCUCAUGAUUUGGCACAGCAAUGCUUGAUGUCUAUGCCAUUCGAGUCCGGCCGGGCAGUGACGUUCUUGAAUCAAGCUCGAAAGUAUCUAGAGUUCCACUCGACACUGGACAUUCUCAAGGAUCCUCCUCCUGGCUAUACGAUGCCAUUUACUGAUCUCCUGGGAGGGAUCGAUUCGAUCCUGGAAAGGGCUAACAACAAGGGGUACUCCAGCCAAUUCGAGAUGGAUCUGGAAGUCUCUGAUCUCAUCAGAUCAGCAUACGAUAGUCAUCUGGCCUUCCAAUUAUGCUCACAGUCAAUAUUCAACUAUGAGAUCGAUCUGCCUCUCGUUUCUAUCUCAACGGAUGGUCUUGAACUACCGAAGGUCUUUACAUUGACCGAUGCGAAACUCCAGGAGAGCGGUGCUACUAACGUAUCACCCCUUGUAUCUAUCAACGGCACCGACGCGGCCGAAUUCCUUGCUUCAUAUGCAUCUGGCCAAAGUCUUCAGGACUGCGAUGCUCAGUACAACCGAAUCUUCCCAGCUCUCGCUCGCAGUGUCACUGGAACCCCCAUUGAUCAGAACGGCAUAUGGGCCAGCACUGCUGACUGGAGUGAUGGCUCCGAGGUAACUCUCAAGUAUGGCAAUGGGACCACUCAGACCGUGGAGAAGUACGCCGUUCCCAAAGAGAAAUAUUUCUCCUACGCAAACGGCACCAGUCUAUAUAAGGUCAACUGCAUUCCCCGAGGGCUCCCUACCGCCGAAUCUUCUUCGUCGACAGCAGAAGAGGCUUCCUCUCUGCCUGGACUCCCAGAUACACAAUGGCGCAAUUCUGCAAACACUAUUGCCGGUUAUUUCUCGAAUCUUACCGGACUCGAGGAUACUGGGAUUAUCUUCCUGCCCACUUUUUCCUCCAAUCCCGGGCAGGCAGCUCAAGUGGCCGUAGAUUUCCUGAACAACGCCACUGUCGCGGGGAAGAAGAACAUCUUGAUUGAUGUGGCAGCCAAUCCGGGUGGCUACCUGUCGAUUGGAAUCGAUCUGUUCCGGAUUUUCUUCCCAGAUGCCUUCCCGUAUACAGCAACUCGAUAUCGAGCGCACGAUACAUCCAAGUACCUCACUAAAGCAUUUUCACGCUCCACAACCCAGGACUCAAGCAAUACCUUUGCGUACAAGGAGAUGGUUGCUCCAGACCAGAAUACAGGAUUCAGCUCCUGGGAGGACCUUUACGGACCCAAUGAGGUCCUAGGAAGUUCUUCAUCAAGCUUGCUCGCCAACUUCAAUUAUUCUUCUACUUCCAGUGAAAACUAUCCAAUCAACGGAUAUGGGCCUAUUCCGUUGAAUCCCGAUAAAUCACUAUUUCCCGCUGAGAAUAUUGCUAUCAUUACCGACGGAGAUUGCGGCUCAACCUGCGCCUUCUUCGUCAAACUUAUGAAGCGCCAAGGUGUGCGCACCAUCACAUUCGGUGGCCGUCCCAACGAAUCCACAAUGCAAGGCGUGGGCGGCACAAAGGGUGGCCAAUCCCUCGGAAUCAACUACAUCAACGGCUACAUCCAGCAAGCCAACCAGCUGAUCCAAAACUCAACGGGCAGCUCCUCUCCUCUCUUGACAGAUGACGAAUGGAAGAAAUUCAACGAUUCAUCUCCCAGCUUAGCCACCUCGUUUGCCUGGAGUGGAAGUGUCAAUCUACGAAACGAAUAUGAUCCAGACGAUGAUCAGACUCCGCUGCAAUUCGUCUAUGAAGCGGCAGAAUGCCGGCGCUUUUAUACAAUUGAUAACUAUCUCCAACGGGAGACUGUAUGGCAAGAUGCUGCGAAGUCCAUGUUUGGUGAUGAGGGUUGUGUGAAGGGUUCGACUAACGGUAAAGGUAGCUUGGGUGCCUGA